Molecule: messenger RNA, 1533 nt
Organism: Papilio machaon (common yellow swallowtail)
Lineage: Eukaryota; Metazoa; Arthropoda; Insecta; Lepidoptera; Papilionidae
Gene: Fip1
Product: pre-mRNA 3'-end-processing factor FIP1
Exons: 9
Coding region: 48-1457 (469 amino acids)
Cellular component (GO): mRNA cleavage and polyadenylation specificity factor complex
Molecular function (GO): RNA binding
Source: RefSeq, a predicted model, not a curated record
CAACGGACUUUUUGGAUUUGUCAUUUUUUUGAUUGUGUCAAACAAAAAUGGCAGAGACUGCAAUGGAAACUGCGCCCACUGAUGAAAAUGAUGAUAAUUGGUUAUAUGGUGAAUCCAAUAAUGAUCAAGUUGAAAGCGAGACAGCAAAAAAUGGCGAUAAAACGGAACCCCCCAAGGAAUCAGCAGAAGUAGCCGCGGAUAAUGAAGAAAAGGAACCUGAUGAAAAUGAUGGAAAUAAUGAAGAUUCUCAAUUCAAUGAUGAGCAUUUUGCGGAUGUGGGUAGAGAUGACCAAGAUCAAGGGAAUGAUGCGGACAGUCAGGAUAAUGGAGACUCAGAUUCAGAUGACAGUGAUGAUGUGAAAGUUACUAUUGGUGAAAUUAAAUCUGGCCCUCAGUAUGGAAGUUUAAAUAUUAAACGUGGUGUGGGUCUGGUGGCAUCAGGAGUGAGUGAGAAGCCACGCGGGGGCACCACUACUGGCAACAAAGUGACUCUAGAAGAUCUCGAAGGACCUGGCAGUAUUAAUGGAGUACCCGCUUUGGAGUUCAACAUUGACACUAUUGAAGACAAACCGUGGAACAAACCUGGUGCUGAUAUAUCUGAUUAUUUCAAUUACGGGUUCAAUGAGGUUACGUGGAGCGCGUACUGCGAGCGGCAGCGGCGACUGCGCGUGAGUGAGGCGGGCGUGGGCCUGCACGCACCUCCGCCCCAGCGUCCACCGCCGCAGGAACGCGGCCGUAACCUCGGUCCAAUGAGAACUGAUGAUGCUAUGCAACCACCGAUGCAGAAUAACUAUCAAGUUAGGGAGAACACUAUUCAAGUGAUGACGGCGGAGCGGCGUGAGUACGGGCGAGGUGGACAUGUACGUGAUGCACCGCCCGACUACUUCGGCGCGCCGCCACCAGAACACUACUACCCUCCCGCACACGCGCCCGCGCACCCGCCAUACGAUGAGCCCUGGGGGCAUCCCGAGCCCGGGGGCUGGGCGCCGACCGAGAUAAAGGAGUUGACACCGGGCCCGCUGGCGAUGGGCCCGCCGCCCAGCGCGCCCGCGCCUCCGCCCGCCGGCUUCCCGCCGCCCUACCGCGGACAUCCGCACGCGCCGCACCCGCACGCGCACCCGCACCCCGGCUAUGAUCGCGACCGGGACAGAGACCGCGACAGGGAUCGAGACCGCAGAGACCGCGACAGGCGCGACGAGGAUGAGAGGGAAAGAGACAGAGAGCGCGAUCGCGAGCGCUCGCGCUCCAUAAAACCUGACAGAGUGCGGGAAAAAUCGUACAGACGGGAGCGGUCGAGGUCGCGGUCGCACCGCCACAAGUCGCGGUCGCGGUCGCCGCGACCACGCGAGCGCUCGCGAGACCGAGACCGCUCCAGAGACCGCGACCGAGACCGAGACCGCGAGCGAAGCAAUAAGUCCAAGACUAAGGAGACUAAAGAGAAAGAAGACGAGAAAUGACAUCAGCAUCGAUACUGGAGCAUUCCCAGUCCAUGAAGCAUCCGCGUGCGGCUCCACUCUAAUACAUAAUUAAAUA